Messenger RNA from Dreissena polymorpha, 479 nucleotides. RefSeq names its product shematrin-like protein 2. Bases 3 to 293 code for a protein of 96 amino acids. The record is from RefSeq and is a predicted model, not a curated record. Lineage: Eukaryota; Metazoa; Mollusca; Bivalvia; Myida; Dreissenidae. The transcript has 2 exons.
ACAUGAAAAUAUUCGUGCUGGGAGCGCUGUGCGUGUUGAGCGUGAUUGCCAUGGUAUCCUCCACGGCACUGUACGGGGGAUAUCCGGCCUACGGUGGUGCUGUUGGAUACGGUAACUAUGGAUACAGAGGUAUAGGGGGCGGUAUGGGAGGCGGCGGCGAAGGUGGAUUCGGGGUAAUCUUCGGCAUCCUUAUUUUCUAUUUUGUAUUUAUCAUCAUAAUCAACGUUUUGUUCGGUGGCGCUGGUAUCGGAGGUGGUAUUGGAAACAAUAACAACAACAAGAACAAUUACUAGAAACUGGUAACUGUUUAUAGAACGUUAUUUACGCAAUAUGUCAUUCAUAGUUAAUAUUUUAAAGUCACAUUGUUAAAUCUCCAUCAUUGCUAAAGAACAAAUGAAUGAUGAUGCUAAUAAAGCUUGUGAUUUGUUCGUAGUUAACCACACAUCUAUAGUUGUCAUAAAUAUGCAAACAUGGCUUGA